Penaeus vannamei (Pacific white shrimp) is the source of this 469-nucleotide messenger RNA. The record is from RefSeq and is a predicted model, not a curated record. NCBI's taxonomy places the organism in Eukaryota, Metazoa, Arthropoda, Malacostraca, Decapoda, Penaeidae.
UUCCCUCCUCAGUUGUCACCCGUCAACAACAUCAGCUGAUAUUUUCCAGAGAUAGCUCAGGUAUCCAGGCAAGUGCACAGCUGAAAGCAACUGCUGUUAACAAGUUAUGGAGAAGAUGACACGAUAUGAACAGGUGAUUCAGCAGGCCAGAGAAGCGUUUCACUCUGGUCGAACCCGGGAUGUUGAGUUCCGCAAAAAGCAGCUAAAGGCCCUCAAGCGUAUGUAUGAGGAGAAUGAAUCGGUGUUCUGCGCUGCCCUUGCCAAGGAUUUGCAUAAGCCAAAACAGGAAAGUGUGCUGCUUGAACUAAAUCUCCUAAAAGAUGACAUCACACAUAUCCUUGCCAGGCUUGAUGAGUGGGCUAAGCCAGAAAAGGUAGGAAGGUGGAUGAUUUCUACUUAUUCUGAACCUGACUACAUGGCAUUUAUUGGUGUUGAAUUCCAUUUUCCAAGUACACCCCAACAUGAAUAA